Messenger RNA from Dimorphilus gyrociliatus, 4731 nucleotides. Lineage: Eukaryota; Metazoa; Annelida; Polychaeta; Dinophilidae. The record is from the annotation of a GenBank genome assembly.
AGUUUCAUCCGGGCUAUCGCAACUACGACAAAAUGGCGGCGUCCACAUUAAAGUGGAAACGAAUUUCUAAUACCUCUGGCCCUUGUCCUAGGCCUCGUCACGGCCAUCGAGCGGUUGCAAUCAGAGAUUUAAUGGUUGUAUUUGGUGGUGGUAAUGAAGGAAUCGUCGACGAGUUACACGUUUUCAAUACCGGUGAGAUUUUAGUUCUGUAGACAUUGCUGUAAUUCGAUUCAACAUGGCUCUCUUUGUUGUGUAUCAAACUUUUAAAUUUUUCAAGUCAUUUGUAUCUCUCAAGUAAAUCACAAGUAACUAAACGUUUUCCCUAAUCGAAUACUAAAUUUAUUGCCUACUUUGAAGUCUGAUUAACAGCUUUAAGUGUUUUAAAAACUACCGGCGUUUCUGCAGUUUCCAAUAUGGCCGCGUCCAAUGGAGGCAAACAUUUUGUAAAUAUUUAUGUUUUUAACAAAGUACACAAGGGAAUCAUCUUAAAAGCGUUCUUUUAAGGUGUUAUAAUUAAUUAUAUCAAUAACUUGGGCUUUUGGUUUGGUUAAAAGAUGUAUUUCAUAUCAAAAUUUGACUACGGUGUUAAGUUGAGCGUUAGCUUCAAGAUGGCAGCGCCCACGGCAUAACAUGAGCGUUAAGAGUAGUAGUUUCCAUGUAAACAGUAAAAUAUCUCCUGUUUGCUAAAAAAGUAAAUGUGAUCGCAUCUAAACUCAAUUCUUUUGUUUUAAGUCAUACCCUAAUACUUUGAUUUUAACAUUGAUUGCUAAUAAACUAUAAAUAGUGACAAGCAGUUCGAAUUGGUAAAAGAUUAGGCUAUCCUGUUUAAAAGAUAAACAAGAGAAUUUCUAGCUUGAUUGUUUCUUUUUGAUUUAAAUAUUCGCAUAAAAGCAUUUUAAAAUUAAAUUAUGUCGUCAUAAAUCUAAUUAUUUUAAAACAAUUUUAAAUGUGAAAGGUUUGGAGAAUUUUAUAGAGAACAGUGUAAAAUGCACAUGCAGUGUUUGUUUAUUGUUUAAAAAAAUAAUAGUAAAUAUGAUAUAUAAAUCAGAUAAUAAAUAUGUGAAAUUUAAUCUUAUUUCUAAAUUAAUUAUAUGUGUUUACAGCUACUAAUCAAUGGUUUGUACCUGCUGUUCGAGGUGAUAUACCACCGGGAUGCGCUGCAUAUGGCUUUGUAUGCGAUGGGACAAGAGUUCUUGUCUUUGGUGGAAUGGUCGAAUAUGGAAAGUACUCAAAUGAAUUAUAUGAAUUGCAAGCCAGCAGAUGGGAAUGGAGGAGAUUACGACCGAAACCGCCAAAAGGCGGUCAACCGCCAUGUCCAAGAUUAGGACAUAGUUUUACUCUACACGCAAAUAAAGUUUAUCUAUUUGGAGGUUUAGCCAAUGAUAGCGAAGACCCAAAAAAUAAUAUUCCCAGAUAUCUAAAUGAUUUGUACACACUUGAGCUAAGACAAGGAACAAAUACCGUUGCUUGGGAUAAGCCUAUCACAAAUGGUCAAGCUCCACCACCCCGAGAAAGCCACACUUGUGUGGCAUACGUUGAUAAAUUUGGUCAGAAUCCUAGAUUGCUUAUAUACGGUGGUAUGAGUGGUUGUAGAUUAGGAGAUCUAUGGCAGUUCGACAUAAAUACAAAUGCUUGGACAAAACCAACUUACACAGGCGUUGCACCUUUACCGCGUAGCUUACAUUCAGCAACUGUUAUUGGACAUAGAAUGUUUGUAUUUGGCGGUUGGGUUCCGCUUGUUAUGGAUGAUGUUAAAGUUGCUUCACAUGAAAAAGAAUGGAAAUGUACAAAUACCUUGGCUUCCCUCGAUUUAGAAACAAUGUCUUGGGAACCGUUGGCUAUGGAAGUUUUCGAAGAUGCUUUACCAAGACCGAGAGCUGGUCAUUGCGCAGUUACAAUUCAUAAUAGAUUAUACAUUUGGAGCGGUAGAGAUGGAUACAGAAAGGCAUGGAAUAAUCAAGUUUGUUUUAAAGAUUUAUGGUUCUUGGAAACUGAAAAACCCGCUGCCCCGGGAAGAGUUCAAUUGGUUCGUGCAAGUACGAAUACUUUGGAAGUUUGUUGGGGAAAUGUUCCCAAUGCCGAUGCAUAUAUAUUACAAUUGCAAAAAUACGAAAUACCGGCUUCGCAAGCUCCAGCUUCGCCGUUAGCUUCAACUGCUCAAGCAAAAACUCCAACACUGCGUCAAGUCUCUCCGGGAACAGCACAAAUGCGAUCUGUUGCUCCUUUGCAGUCACCUCAGAUACGAACCGUUUCCCCUAGGGUAACUACACCUAUCGUUCGCCCUGGAAAAUCUCCUGGCAAUACAACAACUAUUAAGGUUGUUAGUGGUCCUGGUGGACAACAAAUAAUGACAGUUCCUACUAAAACUGUUGUUAAUACUAGUGGCCAGUCAGGAGUAAGAACAGUGUCUAAUGUUAGUGGCAUUAUAUCUCAGAGCAACAGAUCUUCAUCUAAUUCAGCAGCUGGUAUUAAGGUAGUUACCCCAACAAUAAUGGGUCCGUCCAGCAUCAAAGUCACUCCGGUAAGUAGACAGGUUGUGACUGCUGGACAACAAACUGUCAGGAUGACAUCUCCAACAAUAAUUAAGAGUGGCACACCCACCACGGCCUCCGGUCAACAAAAGCAGAUUAUAACAGUUCACAAAGGAGGUCAAGUAACUUUAGUAAAAACUACUCAGGGUGUAUCGAUGGGUCAAGUACCUAAAGUAACGUUACUUUCUAAUAAGUCUGGUAUGACUGUUAAUCAGACAGGAGGGGUAAGCCAAAAGUCUCUUCCCCAAGGUGCAACAAUUGUAAAGCUUGUGACAACUCAAGCAAAUCAAGUAGGAAAGCCAACGACUAUUAUCACAUCGCAAGCGUCGGGAUCCGGUGGACAAACUGUUGUAGGAGGUAUAGCAAGUGGUCAACAAAAGACAAUAAUUAAAACUGUUCCAUCGAACUUGCUAGCAGGUAAACCAGGUGGCAAGCAAACAGUUGUUAUAGCCUCACCCAAAAGUGCUCAGAAUACACCGCAGGGUACAAAAAUUAUCACCGCAUUGCCGAAAUCUGGAAAUUCAGCGACACCUUCAUCGACCCAAUUUUAUGUAGUAACCUCUCGACCAGGACAAUCGCCUCAACAAGGAAGCUCUAAACCUAUCAUAACACUUGUUUCAGGGAGCGGUGGAACUGCUCCAACUAUGUCAGCUGUUGAGCAAGCAGCAGUUGACGCUGCAGCUGAAAGUCAAGCUCUUGACGAACUUCCUCAAGUCGACGGUAGCGGGGACUUGAGGAUACCACAGUUAGACGGGAUGUUUGACGGUGAUGCAAACGGUAGUAAUGAAGAUGGUCAAUUAGAUUCAAAUAAUCAAGAUGUUGCACCCGCCUCAGAUGGUCUACCCGAACAAUUCCUUGAAGGUUCUGCCGAAGACGCCGAAGAACCAGUACCUAUGCCUCAGCUAGCAGAAAACCUUGAUCAAAACCAAGCAGCCGAAGAAAGGAACAAAAGCUCUAUGGAUAUAAAGCAAGAAACAGAUGAAGCAGCAAAUGCUGACGAUUUAAGUGGAGCUGAUGCUCUAGCGACACUUGCCUCAGCUGCUGUGUCAGCCGCCGAUGGUGUUCAAAUAAAGAAAGAGGAGAAAGUGAAAGAAGAAGCUGAUGAUAAAACGGAAGAUGAAGAUGGUGACAAGAAAAAAGAAGAGGACGGUCCGAAGUGGUACGAUGUAUGUGUCAUUAAGGCAACCAAUUGCGUUGUGUCUUCCUAUUACAUUCCAAACGACAAAGAGUCCUCAACUGCCAGCAACGAAGAAGAUGGGGUAGAGCAGAAACCUCAACUUGACAUUGACGUUGUGAAUUUGCCAGAUCAUUCGCAAAUGAAAAAGGAAACUCUAACGCCAGGAACGGCUUACAAAUUUAGAGUAGCAGCCAUGAACUCGUGUGGACGAGGACCUUUUAGUGAAGUUUCAGCAUUUAAGACCUGUCUGCCAGGUUUCCCUGGAGCCCCAAGCGCCAUCAAAAUCUCUAAAUCAACGGAGGGUGCCCACUUAUCUUGGGAGCCCCCACAAAAUACCGCAGGAAAAAUUACAGAAUAUUCUGUUUACUUAGCUGUCAGAAAUCAACCUGACCGAACCACGCCAUCAACUCCCGGUGCUGCCGGACAGCAGCUGGCUUUUGUAAGAGUGUAUUGCGGACCGCAGCCAACUUGUAUAGUUAAUCAGAGUAAUUUAUCAACCGCUCACGUUGAUUGCAGCACAAAACCAGCAAUAAUAUUCCGCAUUGCUGCAAGGAACGAAAAGGGCUAUGGUCCAGCCACCCAAGUUAGAUGGUUGCAAGAUUCAAUGCUUGCGUCGUCACCUGCCGCAAAUAAACCAACUUUUAAGCGAACUAUCGCUGUCGCUGAUUCAAAAGCUACAACGGUAGGAGGUGUGCAGGUUAAGAAGAUCAAAGUAGACGGUACAGAAUAAUUCUCUUCAGGCUCUACUUAAUAAUAAUAAAAAAGAGAUUUUGACUUGAAAAGUUUCGUUCAACUUUGCAUCAUGUACAAAUUAGUGUUAUGUCUUAAGUUUUCUUUGUUCUAGCAGUGUUAUUUGUGUUUAUGCAUAUACUGUUGUAUAUUUUUUGGGGCGAUAUUUGACAUUUUUAUGGUAAUAUGUGAAAAAGUAUAUAAUUAGACUAAUCAUGUAUAGAUAAAAAAAAACGAGAUUUACUGUAUGACAUGAAUUAUCAUAAAGCACUCUUGCACAAACGAAUAUCUAAA